AUGAAAAUUAACCUUGUUAUUCUGAGUUUGAUAGUCCUGCUCUUGAUUUCUUCAACGUUAUUAGUGGAAGGUAGAAGUAGGAAUAAUGAAGAAGAGAAGAGAAGAAGGCAAAGGAGAAUCGUAGGAAGAAGUAGAAGCAGCAGUGGGGGGAGAAGAUCAAGAGGAAGGUCAAAUUGUGAUCCUUUAUUUUCAUACCUCUUUGGAAGUUGUGGUCAAUGGCCUUUCCCUCGUAAUUCACCAAACAAUCCAUUUAUGCAACCAAUUUCCCCUUCUCCCCGCCCGGCUCCGCCGUUCCGUCCUCCGAUAGUGCCGUCUCCUCCGCCAGCGGUUAUACCUCCACCAAUUAUUCCGUCUCCACCACCGCUCGUUCCUUCCCCUCCAAUAGUAACCCCAUCACCUCCACCGGUUGUAUCAUCUCCUCCGCCGGUCGUAACGCCAUCACCACCACCCGUAGUCCCUUCUCCACCACCGGUCUUCCCACCUCCUCCGUUAGUUCCAUCACCGCCGCCGCCAUCUUCUCCACCACCACCUAUAGUUCCUUCUCCACCUCCACCAUUCUUUGUCUUCCCACCACCAGAAUCUCCUCCAUUCUUUGUCUUCCCACCACCACUAGUUGCUUCACCACCUCCACCGGCGGUACCUGUCUUCCCUUGGUUGUCCCCUCCUGACCCAGACAACACUCCCAAUUUUCCGCUAUUUUCUCCUCCGCCGUUAGUACCCGAUUUUCCCCUCCCAACUCCUCAACCACCAGAUUUUCCACCGGAAACUCCACUUGUGCCCAUAUUUUCUCCACCACAACAAGACUUUCCUCCAGCUGAACCAAUUGUCCCUAUAUUUUCUCCACCUCCAAUUUUCACUCUUCCACCACCGGAACAAAAUUCCCCACCAGCUACACCACUUGUCCCUAUUUUUCCGCCAGCAGAUGACCAACCAGUGAUUCCCGAUCAACCACCAAACAGUUUUCAGCCGUCUCCACUGAUUCCUGAUCAACCACCAAUCAACUUUCUGCCGUCACCGAUGGUUCCUGAUCAACCUCCAGUCAAUUAUCUCCCUUCACCGGUAAUUCUUGAUCAAUCGCCGCCAGUUGCAGUAAUUCCGCCAUUUGAGCUUCCGCCUCAGCCGGACUCGCCACCAUUCACCUAAUAGUUAAUGGCUCAUGAUCUCCAUUUCAAUGGUG
Messenger RNA from Solanum dulcamara, 1177 nucleotides. RefSeq names its product leucine-rich repeat extensin-like protein 3. The record is from RefSeq and is a predicted model, not a curated record. The transcript has a single exon. Lineage: Eukaryota; Viridiplantae; Streptophyta; Magnoliopsida; Solanales; Solanaceae. Bases 1 to 1143 code for a protein of 380 amino acids.